AGUGUCAAGGGCUCCAACGGGCCCCAAGCCGCUGCCCCGUCGUCACCGCCGCCGUGGACAAAGCGCCGAUGCUCGACAUCAUGAGCUGCGUGGAGAGGGACCUGCUGGACCUCGUGUUGCGCACGGGCUACAACAUCGUCCAGGAGAACGGACAGAGGAAGCUGGGACCGCCGCCCGACUGGCAGGGCCCCCCUCCCGCCCGCGGCUGCGAGGUGUUCCUGGCGAGGAUCCCGCGCGACCUGUACGAGGACGAGCUGGUGCCCGUGCUGGAGGCGGUGGGGCGGCUGUACCAGCUGCGCCUCAUGAUGACGUACCACGGAGAGAACCGCGGCUACGCCUUCGCCACCUUCGCGACGCGCUCGCAAGCCGCGGACGCCGUCAGGAGACUCCACAAGUCGGAGAUCCGCCCGGGGCAACGGAUCGCGGUUCACGUGAGCGUCGACAAUCGCCGCCUCUUCUUGGCGGGGCUGCCGAAGGUUAGGACGCGGGCCGAGGUGAUGGCGGCAAUGAGCGACGUCACGGAGGGCGUCGUGGACGUCCAGAUGCGCUUCUGUCGCCACGACAGGAGCCACAGCCGAGGCUUCGCGUUCGUCGAAUACGAGAGCCACCGCGCGGCCUGCAUGGCCCGCAGGGUGCUGCUGCCGUACUCCUUCCGGCUGUGGGGCCGAGACAUCCACGUGGACUGGGCCAUCCCGCAGCGAGACCCGGGGGCCCCGCACAACCUGUUUGUGGGCUGGGCGGCGCACACGCUGCUCUGGCGGGCACCUCACCACCCGUGGCCCACGCCAAUCGGUCUGGACGAGCUGCCGGAGACGGCCGUCUUGUCGUGGGAGACGCGUUUGCAGGCGCUGCUACGGAGCGCCGGCGUGGGCCACGCGACCUUCGAACUGCACGCUCACUCGGAGCCCGGCAGGCCCAUGGGCCUCCUGUACAAGGUCUCCGUUCCCGGGAUGAUGCGGGAAGGCAGCGGCUUCUUCCCCGCGGUGCUGAGCUCCAGCGCGGAAGGAGCUCGCGAAGUGGCCAGCGGCCUUCUCUACGAAAUCCUCGGCGACGCCAACCCCCUGAGGGUGGGCCCGGUCCCCGCCGCCACGCUGCCUCCCGGCUGCCCCGUCCGGAACCUCCCGGCGUAUCCCGGCGACUUCCCCGCGCCCCGGCAGCCGGUCGCCGCGCGCCUGCCGACGAGCGGCACGCACCCGUAG
Messenger RNA from Lethenteron reissneri (Far Eastern brook lamprey), 1199 nucleotides. Its product is annotated as probable RNA-binding protein 46. Gene Ontology annotation, molecular function: RNA binding. Lineage: Eukaryota; Metazoa; Chordata; Hyperoartia; Petromyzontiformes; Petromyzontidae. The record is from RefSeq and is a predicted model, not a curated record.